AUGGAUCCCAUCAAAUAUCUAUUCGAGAAGUCGAUACUCACUAGGAGGGUCGCCAGAUGGCAAGUAUUGUUAUCAGAAUACGACAUCACCUAUGUAUCACAAAAGGCAAUCAAAGAUAGUGCCUUGGCUAAUUACCUAGUAAGUGGGUUGAUCGACGAAAGACAUGCAAUAAAGGAUGACUUCCUUGAUGAAGAAAUUUUAGCUUUGGGAAAUGAGGAAAAAGAACAAGCUAAAGAGGAAUCUAGGUCCAUGUAUAGAGCCUCAAACUUGAUGGGGCAUAGGAUAGGUGCUAUACUAAUGUCGUCCCAAGGAAAACAUAUCCUAGUGACGGCAAGAUUAGACUUCGAUUGUGCCAAUAACAUGGCCGAAUAUAAAGCCUGGAUAUUGGGUUUGCAUGUCGCUCUCGACAACAACAUCCCAAAAUUAGAAGUCUACAACGACUCAGCUUUGGUAAUACAUCAAUUAAGGGAUGAAUGGGAAACUAGAGAUUCCAAAUUAGUUCCUUAA
Cajanus cajan (pigeon pea) is the source of this 507-nucleotide messenger RNA. RefSeq lists its product as uncharacterized. NCBI's taxonomy places the organism in Eukaryota, Viridiplantae, Streptophyta, Magnoliopsida, Fabales, Fabaceae. The record is from RefSeq and is a predicted model, not a curated record. Gene Ontology annotation, molecular function: RNA-DNA hybrid ribonuclease activity; nucleic acid binding.